This is a messenger RNA of Enhydra lutris kenyoni (northern sea otter), 1127 nucleotides long. RefSeq names its product tetraspanin 1. The record is from RefSeq and is a predicted model, not a curated record. Bases 252 to 977 code for a protein of 241 amino acids. NCBI's taxonomy places the organism in Eukaryota, Metazoa, Chordata, Mammalia, Carnivora, Mustelidae. The transcript is spliced from 8 exons. Gene Ontology annotation, cellular component: membrane.
GACAGAUCUCCAGGCAGCAGGGGGCAGCAGGGAAGGAAGAGGUUGGCUGGCUGUGGGGUUGGGCGGGCAGGAAGGUGAGCCCAGGACUUUAAAAAGGCUGCCCCGCCUGCAGGUGAGCUGUGGAGCGGGAGAGCCAGCCCCGUCUCACUGCCUGCCCACUGGAGUGGCAAAUCCCUUGCAUAGGCUGUCCCUUCUGGAGCCUCAGCAGAGCCUUCCUUCAGAACUACCAAGAGCCCUGAACAGGAGCCACCAUGCAGUGUUUCAGCUUCCUUAAGACCAUGAUGAUCCUCUUCAAUUUCCUCAUCUUUCUAUGUGGUGUCGCCCUGUUGGCCGUGGGCAUCUGGGUGUCGAUCGACGGGUCGUCUUUCCUGAAGAUCUUCGGGCCGCUGUCGUCCAGUGCCAUGCAGUUCGUCAACGUGGGCUACUUCCUCAUCGCUGCCGGUGCUGUGCUCUUCGCUCUCGGUUUCCUGGGCUGCUACGGUGCUCAGACUGAGAACAAGUGUGCUCUCAUGAUGUUCUUCCUGAUCCUCCUCCUCAUCUUCAUCGCGGAGGUGGCAGCUGCUGUGGUCGCCCUGGUGUACACCACCAUGGCUGAGCACUUCCUGACGUUGCUGGUAGUGCCCGCCAUCAAGAAAGACUACGGUUCCCAGAAGGACUUCACCCAAGUGUGGAACACCACCAUGGAAGGGCUCAAGUGCUGUGGCUUCAACAACUACACAGAUUUUGAGGGCUCUCCCUACUUCAUGAAGAACCAUACCUUUCCCCUGUACUGCUGUGCCGACAACGGCAAUGGCACAGCUAUAGAACCCUGCACCGAGGAGAAGGCUAAGGACAAGACUGUACAGGGCUGUUUCAGCCAGCUUCUGUAUGACAUCCGGACCAAUGCUGCCACUGUGGGUGGUGUGGCAGCUGGAAUUGGGGGCUUGGAGCUGGCUGCCAUGAUCGUGUCCAUGUAUCUGUACUGCAACCUGAAAUAGUCUGCUUCUACCUCCGCCGCCGCGGCUUCCACCCACGAAUCUGGGAGGGCACCCUGGCACUGCCAAGCAGCAGUGACUGGGGUGGGGACAGGAUCCAGCAGUGUCACUUGGGCCAGAGAGGGCUGGCCUUGCUGCUCUGGACUUGGGGCC